AUGUCGGGACGUUUAAGCUCCCGAUUGGAUAACACCGUAACAGCUGGUUUACGUCAUGUGCCAGGCAUCAGCAGCUCAGGCGUUUGCAGUGUUGUCACUUCAGAUUAUAGAAUAGAUGAAUUGCAUGCCCCUAGUGUUGAAGUUCAUGUAGCUAUUCCAACGGGCUAUAAUAUAGUAUAUUCUAGCUCGUUGAGCUAUUCAGAUUACCUGUUGUACACCACUGCUAGCAAUGAGAAAAUUUCAUUGGAAUCAGAUACUAACAUACAAACAAAUGGUAAUAGCAGACUUGAUAUCCAGGAGCAACUAGAUGAGCUAUCCAAUGUGUCAGUAAAAGAAUUGAAAGAGACUUAUUGUAAUGAGGCAUCAAAAGCAUUUCAUAAAUCACAGACUUGUAAUGGGAUUGAGGAGAUUAUUACUGGAAUCUCUAUAGAAAAAUUGAAAUCGAGCUUCUCGAAGUUUGACCAAAUGAGUAAGAAGACUGUACUUCAUGUAAGAUCAGUUGAUACAUCUAAAGUUCAAAAACAGUUCAAUCAGACUGCAACAUCCUCUCCUGAAAUUGCCAGUAACUGCCGAGCAUGCGGAAAGCAAGUGUUUCAGAUGGAGCAAAUCAAAGCAGAACGUGCUAUGUGGCACAAGAAUUGCUUUAGAUGCAAAGAGUGCAAUAAACAGUUAACAGUUGAUAAUUAUAGCAGCAAUGAAGGAGUGUUAUUUUGUCAACCACAUUUCAAAGAACUAUUUAAACCAAAAGCUGUGGUAGAAGAUGAAACAGAACCACAUGUUUUGAGACGACCAAAAAUGAUCAUCUGUGAAAAUCAACCUAUUGAGUUACCACCGGAAGUGGUUAGAGCAUCAGACAAACCAGAUUUGGGAUUGGAUGAGCUAACAUCAUUAAAUGUUAAAUCACGAUACCAAGUUUUUGAGAAGACUGAUUCAGCAGAAGAUGGUCUUGAGAGAUCACCAAGUUCUGUCAGUGUAAAGAGAUCUCCUAGUAUCCUAAGCAAAUUGGCAAGAUUUCAAGCAAAGGGUAUGGAUAUUGGUAUAACAGAUGAAGCUAUAAACAAUAUUCCAUAUGAGGAAUCGUCAACAUCAAGUGAAGAAGAACCUGAAAAUGAAAAUGAAGAUGGAGAAAAGGGUGUCAUACGUGCCAACAGAAAACAGAGAGAGAGACCUAUGAGCUUUAACAAAAUGGGUGAUAUUAAGUGCCGUUGGGAAACUGGUCAGACUAGCAAGGACGAAAGACGAGAAGAAAGAAAGCAAGAAAUACAAAAUAUCCGUUCCCGUUUGUUUAUGGGAAAACAAGGUAAAAUGAAGGAAAUGUAUGAGCAAGCUGUUCAAGAUAGUGAACGUGGUUUGCAGAAGAAGGAUAUUGAUAUUCGUUCUGAGAAAGCAAAGAGCAUCAAAGAGAGAUUUGAAAGAGGUGAAGUUCUACCAGAUGAUGAUGAAGAUGAAGAUGCCAAAACUAAAGCUAAGAAAUGUACAGAUGAUGAUCUUGGUGUUUUUGAAGAAGGAAUAUCCAAAAAAUCUCGCAGUUUGUUUCUGGAAUUGGAUUCUAAAGCUAAUCAAGCUCCUCCAGUUAUGUCUCCUCUGAAAUCACCCACACCAAGAGAGGAAGUCAGGAAAACCAAACAGAUCUCCCCUCAAAUUUCCAAAGACAUAGUGAGAGCAAGUGAUGCUGUUGAAGAUGUUAAAGUAGAAACAUCAGAAGUUUUCAACAAAUUCAAAUUCUUUGAGACCUAUAAAGAGCCUGAGCGAGAGAAAAAGCAAUUUCGUAUUACACCUCCUCGAGAUGGACAAGUGAAGGAAACCUCUCCUGAAACAGAAAUUUACAGAGACCCAGAUGUUGUCCGCAGUGAAGACAAAGUUGAAGAUGAAAUCAAACGAACUAAGACCACCAGCAAAAUGUUGUCACUCUUCCGUCAAAUGGAAGAAAAUGCUUCAAAAGAUGAUGUUCCAGAAGGUCCUAAACCUCUGAAAAGAUUCACACCACCUCCUGAUUAUACACAUGAAUCAGGAAACUCAGAAGAGGAGGAAGAGUCAGAUGAAGAGGAGGAAGAGGAAGAAGAGGAGGAGGAAGAGGACCAACAAGAUGGAAACCCCAACAUUGUCAGAGCUUCUGAUAAAGUGGAGGAUGAAUUUUUAAAACAAGCCGCAACAGCUGCACGAGCAAAAGCUCUGAGAGCUAAAUUUGAACGAUGGGAGGAGAAAGAGAACAAACUAAAUAGUUCCAGCAGUGGUGUUAAUCUAGACUUCGAUCAGGCAGACCAACCAAGCAUUGACUCGACGAAGUCCCUACGUGCAAAGUUUGAGUCCCUUAAAAAUGAAGCGGAACAACCAAAGGAGAGAAAUCGACCUAAAGUAAAUCGCUUUGUGGAAAUACAGGCUGCUAACAUUCCACUUUGCUUCACGUGUAAUGAAAAAGUUUAUCCAUUGGAGAAAGUAGAAACGAGUGGUAAAAUAUUUCAUAAGCAAUGCUUUAGAUGCCUCCAGUGCAAUUGUGUUUUGCGAAUGGAGACUUACACAUUUAAUAAUGAGAAACUGUAUUGCAUUCCUCAUUUUAAACAACUGUUUAUUGCCAAAGGAAAUUAUGAAGAAGGUUUUGGUUUUGAUCAGCAUAAACGAAAAUGGAAUAUGACCAAUCCUAGUAAUGAUAUAUUCAGUGAAUGAGUUGUGGCAAGUUCACAAGAAAAAGAUGUAUGGAAGCUGCAUUUCCCUUUCAAUGUGUUGGCUCCAUUGAAAGUUCAUCAUAUGUAAUUUGUUAAUGUGUGAAAGCAUGUGCAUGUGUAGGCAUGAGUGCUAGGCAAGAUUGAUUGUAUCUCAAGGAGUUUACAUCAUUUCAAGUGAAAAUACGUAUCUGGUAUGUGUAAAUAAUAGUUUUCUAGUGACAUUACACGAAGUAUUGAAUUAAGUCUUUGCACAAAUGUUAAAAAUUGAAUUAACAUAAUGUGAAAAAUUAUUUUCUUGUAUGUUCCAAUGCAUAGAAGCUUUUCAAAUUAAGUUACACGCUUUUAAGAGGCAUUUGGAAGCAGUUUUCAAUUACUUAAAAAAAAAAAAAUACUGUUUUGCUAUGAUUUACAUGAAGAGAAGCUGUUUACAUUCCACUUUUAACCACAAAGCAUAAGCAAAUGCAAGCAAACUUCAUAAAGCAAAUUAUCUACCAAUAUAUUUUUAUUUGAAUUAUUUUAUUCUGGUGUGAAUAAGUUGACUUUGUGGAUUUUUACACACAAAUAUUUACUUCAUUUUAUUUCAACUAAGUUCAAUUAUUUUGAGGGCUUCCAUAAUGCGUGAUCCAGAGAUAUUUUCAUAAAAUAAAUACUCACUUUUAUGAAAAUGUUACUGCAGUCUUAAUGUGUAACUUGCUUUGGUGUGAAUCCUCUUAUCAUAUUUCUUUUUUUGGAAAUAGAUUAAGGAGUGAUAAAUGAUCAGCAUUAGACCAUUAUUGAAGGUUUUGCAUGAAGUUACUAUCCAAUUUUUUUGCAUUGCUUUUUUGUGAAAUAGAAUUCAGUUUGUGCAGAAUUGUAUAGUGUUAUUAGAAUGUAAACAAACAACAAACAAAUAAAAUAGGUAUAAAUUAGAAGAAAACAGAUGGUGAGACAUUUGUGUAGUGUAUUUGCUGCAUCAAGAUUUGUGAUAGAUUUGUGAUACAUUUGAUGUGAUAAUUAUAUAUUGGCUUCAGUGCUCCUUAUAUUCUGUUCAAGCAGAUACUAGUAGGAAAAUAUCAAAUGCCUUUUAUUGUUGUUUGAACGGAUCAUGAAAUUCGGACAAGGAGAAAGUAAACAAGAAGUUCUACUAUGCGCAAGCUACAAUAAUAAAAUCUUCCAAUUUUUGUUUAUUGUAGGAUUUCAUAAGUGGUUGCUUUGCGAACAUAACUUUUUUUAAAAAAGUUGAAUGCAAUUUUGUAAUUAAAAGAAAAUGUGUUUAUUUUAAAAUCUUAAUUUGACUGCAAUCUUGUCUAUUAUUCAUCAAAAGUGAAAAUAAACUAAAUACAUCUUAUAUUUAUUUGGAAAUUUAACUUUGGUUGCACAACUUUUAUUUUUAUAUAUAAUCAACCACAAAUUUCUGGUCUGAAUGAAAACCUUCACAUCAGCCAAAUGUUGUUGAUAAUAAAUUGUGACAUCUCUUGAAAAGAAGAGGUAAUUGCUUUGAUAUGAAGUGUAAAAAAAUCUUGAUAAGAAUGUUAAUAGGUCCUCUUUUGCAAUUAAAUUGUUCUUCACUUCCUACAGUUGACAUUUGCUUAUUUUGGAAGAUUAUUAAAUGAACAAAGAAGGAAAUUUUCUCAUUACAAUGGAAAUUUUCUAUUGUUUCAUAUUUUGUGCAACUAAAAGUAUCAGUGAAAUUAUAAUAUGAUAGUACUAGUGAAAUUUCCCAAAAUUCUGAAAUGAGAUUGAAUUCUUAUGUUUUAAAAAUCUUAUAAAUAUAAUAAACUUGUAAUAAAUUUAUAGUUCAUUGCGAUUGGAAGUUAUUUCACAACAGAACUAUCACAUGUAGCAGCACAGAAGUUCAAUAAAAUGUUAAAAUAUUAUUGUAAUACAAGAAGUUUGAAAAUUUAUGUGCAAUACCAUAGAUAUUGAUGAAGAUACAUUUCAACUGCUCCAUAAUGAAGGAUAAUUCCUAUGCUGAGACUAUUAUUCCAUGAAGUAAACGAAAUAUUUUAUAGAAACUUAUCAUAAGAAAUAUAAUGUGCAAAUGAAUUGUAUUUAUUACAUAUACAUAGACAAUAGUGCAUAUAUGUGUUAUGGAAAUGAAGCGAGUAAGGUCUCAUUCAUAAAACAAGUUCUUAGGAACUGGAUAUGUAAGUAAGAAAAUUAUAGUAUAUGUAUAUUGUUCAAUUUAUUUUAUAUUGUAUAUUAUUUUAAUGUUAAAUGAAUAUAGUUAUGAGAUACUGGAAUGUGUUGUGUGUGUGGUUGCUAUAAAGAACCAGUUACUUAUGCAAUAGUUAAUUUCAAUCAUAACUGCUUAAUGCAUUUAAUUAUUUUAUGCUGUUUAUGGUAUGUAAGAGAAGAAAUGUGAUGUGUAUUGAAGAUAUAUGACUACAAUUUAUUCUGUGAUUAAAUUUUGAAGUACUGAAUCAUGUUAUGCUGUACUUGACUUCUAAAAUAGUUGAAAUUUUUCAAAAGUGUGAUCGCAUUUUCAGGACUUAUUCAUUCAUAUUAAAAUUGAAUGAAAAUAAUAAAUGGGAUUGAGAUGUAAGAACUCGGAGUGGAUGCAUUGCUAUAUUUUACUUAAAAAUGAAGUUUAAACUUCUUAUAUUGGCUGUAAUUUAAAGCAUUUAUUGCUAUUUAUAAAAAUUAAAAGCCUGUCUUGUAUAUAUGUAUUACCAUUCUUAAAGAAAAUAAAAAGAGAGAAAAAAACACAAACCUUAA
Messenger RNA from Gryllus bimaculatus (two-spotted cricket), 5360 nucleotides. NCBI's taxonomy places the organism in Eukaryota, Metazoa, Arthropoda, Insecta, Orthoptera, Gryllidae. The record is from the annotation of a GenBank genome assembly.